AUGCCUGACUUCAAGCUCUCCGCAACUUUGGAGGGCCACGGCGAUGAUGUUCGCGCCGUGGUUUUCCCAAACCCCAAUGUCAUUCUCUCCGCUUCCCGUGAUGCCACAGUCCGACUAUGGAAGCUCGUAUCGAACCCACCGCCCGCAUACGACUACACGAUUGCAGCCCACGGCGGCGCGUUUAUCAACAGUUUAGCAUACGUUCCACCCACACCGGAAUUCCCCGAGGGACUCGUUCUUUCUGCUGGACAAGAUGCCAUCAUCGAGGCUAGACAGCCCGGUAAAGGUGCGGCGGACAAUGCGGACGCGAUGCUUCUGGGGCAUGGCCACAAUGUCUGUGCUCUAGAUGUGUCCCCUGGCGGUAGUUGGGUUGUCAGCGGUAGCUGGGACUCAACUGCGCGUCUAUGGAAGGUCGGAAAGUGGGAGUGUGACGUUGUCUUGGAUGGACAUGAAGCAAGCGUGUGGGCUGUCUUGGCCUACGACGAGAACACAAUUAUCACAGGCUGCGCCGAUAAGAUGAUCCGGAUGUACAACACUUCUGGAAAACUCCUUGGCAGCGUUCAAAAUUCCGACGACGUCGUUCGUGCACUUUGCAGGCUUCCUGAAUCACAUCCCUCGGGGGCCCAUUUUGCUUCGGCUAGCAAUGACGGGAUCAUUCGUCUCUACACUCUACAAGGCCAACUGGUUGCAUCACUAUAUGGCCAUGAGAGCUUCAUUUACUCGCUUGCAGCACUCCCUACCGGUGAACUUGUGAGCUCUAGCGAAGAUCGCACGGUGAAGGUCUGGAGCGGGACUGAGUGUGUCCAAACAAUCACGCACCCUGCCAUCUCAGUAUGGAGUGUGGCAGCCUGCAAAGAGACCGGUGAUAUUGUCACUGGUGCUAGUGACCGCAUUACCCGUGUAUUCACCAGGAGCCCAGAUCGCCAAGCAGCCCCGGAGGCUGUGCAGCAAUUCGACCAAGCCGUCAAAGAAUCAGCUAUUCCAGAGCAGCAAAUUGGAAAGAUUAAUAAAGAGGAGCUACCAGGUCCAGAGUUUAUACAACAAAAAUCCGGAACCAAGGAGGGCCAGGUCCAGAUGAUUCGUGAGGCCGAUGGCAGUGUGACUGCUCACACUUGGUCAUCGGCAACCCAGGAAUGGAUUGCCGUUGGAACUGUGGUGGACUCGGGAGGAAGCAGUGGUCGCAAGACUGAGUAUGCCGGUCAGGAUUAUGACUACGUCUUUGAUGUCGAUAUUGAAGACGGCAAGCCCCCGUUGAAGCUUCCCUACAACGCCUCCCAGAACCCAUACGAGGCCGCGACCAAGUUUAUCGGCGACAACGAACUUCCUAUGACAUACCUUGACCAAGUUGCGAACUUCAUCACUCAGAACACCCAAGGUGCCACGAUUGGGCAAUCCUCCCAGGAACCCGCAGGUGCCGAUCCUUGGGGCUCAGACCGACGCUACCGUCCCGGAGAUGGUUCGGCCACCGAAGAGCCCCAGCAGCCUCCCCCUGCUCCUGAGCCACGAGUCAAUGUUCUUCCUCAGAAGAUCUAUCUCUCCAUCCGUUCCGCCAACUUGAAGGUUAUCACCAAGAAGCUUCAAGAAUUGAACGCGAAACUCGUGUCUGACGGCUCAAAGGAGGUUGCUUUGAGCCCCGCAGAAAUGGAAACAGUCAUCGCCUUGUGCAGUCAACUAGAGUCUUCGCAACAGCUCAAACACACUCCAGAGGUCGAAGCCGGUGUGCCCUUGAUCUUGAAGGUCGUCACGACAUGGCCAGCCGCAAACCGGCUCCCAGGGUUCGACAUUCUUCGUUUAUUAGCUGGUGCAUCAUCAUUCACAGCAAAUGCAGAGUACGAUGACAAGAAUGUCGUGUCCGGUGUCAUCUCGAGCGGUGUAUUCGACUCUCCCCUCAAUGUCAAUAAUGCAAUGCUCGCAGUGAGAUCGUUUGCGAACCUUUUCGAGACAGUCGAAGGCCGCGACCUCGCGAUUCGAUCCUUCGACCAGAUCCUCGCCGGGGUGAAGUCUGCACUGGCUAACAGUGGUGUCCCUGUCAACCGCAACCUCGAGAUCGCCAUCACGACGCUUUACAUCAAUUUUGCUGUUUACCUGACUUCAGAAGAUAGAGGCCAGACUCCCGAAUCCUCGGAGCGGGGCUUAGUGCUACUUGAAGAACUGGCUCGGAUCAUUGCCGCAGAGAAAGACUCUGAGGCUGUUUACCGGGCCCUCGUUGCGUUGGGCACACUGGUCGCCGGUCUCGGCGAGGAAGUCAAGAGUGCGGCCAAGGAAGUCUAUGAGAUCCAAAGCGUACUUGCUAAGGUUUCAGCCUCCGGCCCUGGAAAGGAGCCUCGCAUUAAAGGCGUUAUUGGUGAGCUUAAGCAGGCGCUUUGA
Molecule: messenger RNA, 2367 nt
Organism: Penicillium olsonii
Lineage: Eukaryota; Fungi; Ascomycota; Eurotiomycetes; Eurotiales; Aspergillaceae
Source: the annotation of a GenBank genome assembly